AUGUGCGACACUCCUCGAUCCGAGAGGGAGCUGAGCCUGACCCGUUUCAGCACCCCAGUCCCGGAGCUGGACGAUCACCGCUUCCAAAUAGACAACCGCAUCGAGACCCCUUUGGGUCAGCCCCGAGGAUACGGAGAGACACCCGAGCGGGGUGGUAUGUCACCCAUGCUCAAUGCUCAUCAUGAGACCGGCCCCUUUUUCAGAGAUUUUGAACAGAUUGGGGUCGAUGAUAACCGGUCCGCGCACGGCGUAAACGUCAUGGGCCGUGGCUUCUCGAUCGACCCAACUGCCGAGUUCCACUCCCCGCGUCGCAUCAGCAAGGUUCCUCAGGAUAUCCUCAACGGCAACAUUUCCCGACCUUCAUCUGUCUCAUCGUCUGCUCCCAACUCUGUCGAGGCUUUUGCCGAUCCGCGCCGUCGCGAGCGUGCCAACACCCUUGAAAGCCAUGUAGCUCCUCCGGACCUGGAGGAGAUCUUGCAGCGCACUGUCUCGGGUGGUACCCAUUCCAGACGCCCGACAUUCAGUCAUACCAGUGCUGUCCUGCCACUGCCUGGUGAUGUCUAUUUCGAUGGUCAAGAUAAGGUGCUAGGUUACAAUACACCUGGUCGCAUUCCUGUUAUCGACUACGAGGAGCUGGAGGAGUUUGUUGCCAUCAGCCAGAAGAACAAGGCUGCCUGUGCCACGGGUAACCGUCGCAAGUACAGUAUGAGCUCUCAGAGCAAGCCUCGGGUAUUUCGUGACCUUUAUCAGGGAGCCAAAAAUCCAAAUGUGGACGAGCUCAACAAGUCCGACUCAGCUAAUUCGUCAGACACCUGCCAGGUAUUCAACGACUCGGAUAGUACCAACGAGGUUGUUGAUGAAAAGGAGUUGGUCGAGACCCUCUACAAUGCCAACGAGCCCACUCGAUUUGGGUUCUUUUCGUCCGAGUCCCAGACCACUGUUCACGCUGCGGAGCUGGGAGAUCUACUCCUCCCAGGUGAUACUUUCCGAGACCUUUUUCAGCUGGGCCCUGAGGGUGGCGUGUGGUGGAUGGACGUCCUCAACCCCACUGAAGAAGAAUUGCACGCCCUGGCUGGAGCAUUCUCCAUUCACCCUCUGACAACUGAGGAUAUCAUGACUCAGGAAGCCCGCGAGAAGGUCGAGCUUUUCAAACAGUACUACUUUGUCUGUUUCCGCACCUUUUACCAGAUGGACAAGACCAGCGAGGAAUUCCUGGAGCCGGUCAACAUUUACAUGGUAGUAUUCCGAGAUGGAGUCCUGACCUUCUCCUUUGAGGAAAACCCCCACGCUGCGAGUGUCCGUAAGCGUAUUGGAAAGCUGCGUGACUACGUUUCUCUCAGCAGUGACUGGAUUUGUUAUGCCAUGAUUGACGACAUUGUGGAUAGCUUUGGUCCUGUUAUCCACGAAGUUGAGGUUGAGUCCGAGGCAAUUGAAGACCAUGUCUUCAUCGCCCGGGUAGAUGACUUCGAGUCAUUCCUACCGCGGAUUGGUGGUCUGCGGAAGAAAGUUAUGAGUUUGAUGCGCCUGCUGGGUGGCAAAGCGGAUGUCAUCCGUGGAUUCUCCAAGCGCUGCAAUGAGGGUUACUCGAUGACUCCGCGUGGUGACAUCGGCCUAUACUUGGGCGAUAUUCAAGAUCACGUCGUGACCAUGAUGUCCAACUUGGGUCACUUUGAGAAGAUGCUGAGCCGAUCGCAUACUAACUACCUGGCCCAACUCAACGUCACCAACCUGGCGCUGGGCAACCACGUCAACAAGGUUCUAAGCAAGAUAACUCUCCUUGCUACUAUCUUGGUUCCUUUGAACUUGAUCUCUGGUCUGUUCGGUAUGAACGUCAAUGUACCAGGGAAGAAUGCCGGUGGCUUGGGUUGGUUCUUCGGUAUCAUGGGUGUGAUGGGAGCUGUCGUCGUGUGCCAACUGACUGCAACGGCCAUCAUAAUUCUCUCUGUCCUAUUGCUCGGUAUCAUACCGACUACCUACGCCGCAGAUGUCCGAAUCGAUGGCCUCGAAACAGACAAUGUGAACAUUGGUGGGGUCAGCAUCGAUGGAGCUGGGUUGUCACACGUCUUGAACUCGUUCAAUGGGCUUGAGCUUCGAGGUGAUGUGCUAGUGGAAGGAGAAUCUGUUGGGCUGGAUCUGGUGCGAAGAUUACCCAAUGACGCCACCGCUCUAUCGAACAACCAGUUCAAUACUAAGACAAUCUCCAUGGGGGAUGUACAGUGGUGGUUCAUCACCAAGGAAGUGGUAAAUGGGAAGCAUGCGCCUGCAGGUAUAGGAUUGCCGUCAUACAUCAACUCUGGCGGAAAGACUGAGUCCUCAUAUGUGGUGGAUGAGCUUCGGAAAAGAGGCGAGGAGCUAUCGAAACGUUCGACCAGUGUCUAUUUAACGUUAACGACGUGCAAAAUCAAUCCUGCAUCCAGUGACAGUUACAUACCGGGCUCUUUUCCUCAACUGGAAGUCUACGUGUCAACAUCCCAGACGCUGCAAGAACCUGGUCCUGGCAAGGACAGCUCGAAACAGAACAUGACUACUUCAGAGGAAGGAUAUCUGGGAAUUGAAUUCACAGCCAGUGGAGAUGUUUUCAUCGGCGUUGCGGCACCUAAUACAACAACCUACAAUGGCACAAUCGAGUACCAGAUUGCGGCCUCGAUCGAUGAAUAUUUCCAGAAGACUGUAGAUAACGACCCCUUUCUGUACUUUGUCGAUUCAGACCACUCUGCCGCGCUCCUUGUGACGAACAACCUGACGCAAUCAGAGCCCUCCUCGUCCAAUUACCAGCAGUGGAUGAAUAUCACGCCGCCUUACACUAUGUUCGCCCACAAUAUCAACAACACCGCUCUGACAGGUCUAUCGCGGUCGUACUGUGCGCUAGACAAGGAGCUGGACCGCCAAAAUGUAGAUGUGAGUAUGACCAGCCGAGGACUGGGCAACAAGCCCAAAGAACAAUUCUACAUGACUGGGCUCAAUAGCAGCUCCACGUACACGGGAAUUUUGGCCAUGGUGGGCAACUCUACAGGCCACUCGGGGAACAGUGUUCGAGGUGGCGGUGGAGUGGUAUGGAAGUCGAUGAAUUUCACGACAAAAACAGACAACAAUUGUGCUGUCUUGUUCAACCUCGACUUCUGUUCGGAAGUAGCCUACGCAGUCCCAUCCAACCCAAAUGUAUCAACCUCAGAAAUGCGCCAAAUCUACGACGACCACGCGAAAAGAUACUUCACGAACUUCAGUUACUCCCUGCAACAAAUCCAGUGCAACACCUCGCAGGAGUCGAUGUACUCACUAGCCGUCAACUGCGACGACUGCGCAACAGCAUAUAAGCAAUGGCUCUGCAGCGUAACCAUCCCACGAUGCGCAGAUUUUACCAGCACCGCAUCAUACCUCCAGAUCCGCAACGCGGGUCAAAAUUUCAUCAACGGCAGCGCACUGCCAGAGGAUAGUGCAUUGCGCCAGUCCGUCGUAACGAACCAGUCGCGCAAUACCCUGAUAGACACCAAUAUCAAACCGGGUCCGUACAAGGAGAUUUUACCUUGUUCAGACAUCUGCUACAACAUGGUAAAGAAAUGCCCGUCUGCAUUGGGAUUCGGGUGUCCCGCUGGAAAAUGGAUGAACUCAUCUUAUGGGUUUCGGGAUCCGAAUGGGGAUAUCACUUGUAGUUAUCUUGGUGCUGCUUACUAUCUGAGUGUUGGGGCCAGGCUGGGAAACUGGGGGAAUGUCAAGAACCCAGUUCCGGCGGCGGCGGCGCAUCAUCAUGCGCGCGGGAAGCAGCGCGAAGAAGCUGUUUCGUCCGCGUUCCUGAGAGCCGUUUCUUUUGCAGGGCUUUGA
This is a messenger RNA of Penicillium taxi, 3819 nucleotides long. RefSeq names its product magnesium transporter CorA family protein. Gene Ontology annotation, molecular function: calcium channel activity; magnesium ion transmembrane transporter activity. The transcript has 4 exons. Gene Ontology annotation, biological process: intracellular magnesium ion homeostasis; calcium ion import across plasma membrane; magnesium ion transmembrane transport. Gene Ontology annotation, cellular component: plasma membrane. The coding region runs from base 1 to 3819 and encodes 1272 amino acids. The record is from RefSeq and is a predicted model, not a curated record. Lineage: Eukaryota; Fungi; Ascomycota; Eurotiomycetes; Eurotiales; Aspergillaceae.